UCCAGUCGAGGUGGAGAAAGUUCAGUUUCGAGAAGUUCAGGUGAAGUUGAGCGAAUCGUGGACAAGUUUGUUGAUGUGCCGGUGGAGAGGAUUGUACACCAUGACAAGAUAGUGUACCAAGACAAGAUAGUCUACAACGAUAAACCUGUCGAAGUUCCCGUGGAGCGCAUGAUAGCCAACGAGAGUCUUGACACCUACUCCAGCAGUCUGAGAAGAUCUCUUGUAGACGUCAACUCGCACAAGGUCGGGUUGGGUCUCGUGCUCCGAGUCAACAACGACGGAGAGAUUGUGAUCAAGGAGCUCAUUCAUGGUUACGCCGCUCAGCGUCAGGGAGGGCUGCGUGAAGGUGACGUCCUGGUCACCAUCGACGGCCACAAAGUGCAGGACUACAACUUGGAGGAGAUCAAGAACUUGACCUUCGGAGAGGAAGGAAGUUUGGUCACUAUCGACAUUCGACGGGAUGGGACCGACCAGAAGGUGACGCUGCAGAGAAUAUCAGGAGCAGGCCAGUCCAACACUCUCAUGUCCUCCGUCCGCUCCUCGUAUGCUGAGAGCUGAAGAAUCAGAAGCAGGCGGUGCGAAGUCGCUGAGAAAGGAGGAGGAGGAG
Messenger RNA from Guillardia theta CCMP2712, 607 nucleotides. RefSeq lists its product as hypothetical. Gene Ontology annotation, molecular function: protein binding. The transcript is spliced from 5 exons. Lineage: Eukaryota; Cryptophyceae; Pyrenomonadales; Geminigeraceae. The coding region runs from base 169 to 558 and encodes 129 amino acids. The record is from RefSeq and is a predicted model, not a curated record.